Budorcas taxicolor (takin) is the source of this 773-nucleotide messenger RNA. It is a transcript of the gene MRPL36, whose product is annotated as mitochondrial ribosomal protein L36. The coding region runs from base 53 to 355 and encodes 100 amino acids. The transcript is spliced from 2 exons. The record is from RefSeq and is a predicted model, not a curated record. Gene Ontology annotation, molecular function: structural constituent of ribosome. Gene Ontology annotation, cellular component: mitochondrial large ribosomal subunit; ribosome. NCBI's taxonomy places the organism in Eukaryota, Metazoa, Chordata, Mammalia, Artiodactyla, Bovidae. Gene Ontology annotation, biological process: translation; ribosome biogenesis.
GGACGCGCGCCACCGCCGAGCCGGGCGCGCUCUUCCCGGGCCCAGCCACGACAUGGCCACCGCCGUCCUAAGGAGAGCGGCCUCCGCCGUGGGCCCGCUGCUGCAGCUGGGGCGCCGCCCGCUGUCCGCGCUCGCCCCGGGCCCCCCGCGCGCCGGCCCUGCCGCCCGCGCGCCGCCCAGCCUGGUCGCCGCGCUCCUCACCGCGCGCCCGGCGCUCGGCCUGCAGCCCGCCCUGGGCUUCAAGACCAAGGGCGUCCUCAAGAAGCGCUGCAAGGGCUGCUACCUGGUGAAGCGGCGCGGGCGCUGGUUCAUCUACUGCAAGACCGACCCGAAGCACAAGCAGAGGCAGCUGUAGAAGCCCUGCCCGGGGGGGAAGGCGCUGCCGCACGGCGAGGGCGAUGGCGCGCGGACGCCGGCAGCCUUCCGGCGCGCAGACCCCCUGCGGCUCACGUCCUCGUGGCCCGGGAUCCGACCAAGCCAGAGCCCCACCUGGGAUCGGCGCCCUCUUACCUCCAGUGUGAACUCACCUGUGUUGAUGCUCCGGCGGGCAGAUGGGCGUCGGGUGGAGGGAAAGCUGGCUUCCUCCAGUCAGAGGGCGUGUUCUUCCGAGGCUGCCCUGUUUCUGCUCAGCCACCCCCGCUGCGGCCUGUGGAUUGAGAUUCAUGCUCUCAGCAUGCCUGCCUCCAGGGUGAGCGGGGAGGGCUGCAUAACCAUCUGUGGGUCACGGAAGAGUGAACUCGUUUAUACCUACAUAAAUACAUUUUGGACGUUGA